GUGACCGUUCCCGCGGCCAUCGAGGUCGACAAGGCUGGACCAAUCAAUCCCCGAUCGCAUCUGCAGUUGUAUGCAAGAUGGUAGUAAGUUAAACCUUGGCAGCAAUUGAACGCAUCAUCACCAAUAGUGCCAUUUCCCUUUCCCGAGGUCGCAGUACAACACAAACGCGUUAUCUCUACACUUACAGCCACUCAUUCUGUCCUGUCCUGCCUCUCUUUCGGUCGCUCGCUUUAUGACCUUCGAAAUGUUCUUACAAUGGCCACCAAUUCAACCUCUCUGCGCUACAAAUCCUUCUGUCAUACAAAUAAUGACCUCCCCACCCCACCGAGCAGUGACACGCGCUCUGACCACAUUCCGGACGACGUCAACACCAUCAUGAGUCGGACCAAUGACGAUCGGGCUUCGAUCGGCGACAUGAAAUUGCGAUGUUGUUGCGGUCGGCCAGAAUGUGCUUAUCUGGAGAACAACAACACCCUUCUCGGCGGAAUUGAGAGAGACCUUGAGACUGCCGCACUACUCGGCCAGGCUCUGCUGAACCGGCAUGAAUCUUACGUUUCCGAAUCCCAACUCGAACAUGACAGACUCACCACCUAUAUCAAUAAUCUGGAGAAGGAACGGGAUAAUCUGCAAGCUGCGAACGCAAAGAUCGUCGAAGAGAACCGUGGUCUUCUUGACCAGCUCGAAUAUGCCAACACGUCGAUAAGGGACAGUGAUCAUCAUGUGAAGAGACUUGAGGCCUUGCUUCGAGACUGCGAAGCGGAGGUCCAAAAGCUGAAUGGCGCCACUCGGCGAGCUGAAGAGUUAGAACUGAGAAUCUUGGAUCUGGAGAAAGAGCGGGUGAUACUGUCGUCCAAAGUCGAGGACUCUCAAGAAGAAACGAGAGGCACCAUUCAGCGAUGGAAGGAGAGUGUGCUUAAGGUCAGACAACUCGAAUACGAAAUCCAGAAGAUCGAGUGGGAAGCGAAGCAAGACAGACAACGUCAUGAGGAAAUCAUCGCGAGGCUAGAACGAGAAAGGUCUUUGGAGAGAGAGCUUGGUGGUGCAGAAGGCAGACUCAAAGGCGCCGCUGCUUUCCAGAAUCUGAACGGGAAAGCUUUGGGAAACAACAACGUCGUCAGCCACUUUGUACGAGACAUUCUUCAAGACAACGCGAACCUCCAAGCCGGUAUUGCCGAGUUGCGCCAAUUGUUGCACAGCUCGAAUGAGGAAGUGCAGAAUCUAAGGGAACAAAUCCUGCAACACCAGCCUGUCGAGUAUGAUACCGCCACUCUCGAAGAAAUUCCCAGGCCUGCUCCGUUGAGCGAACAACUUGACUGGCCUGAUGCUGCUCCGAAACCACUGCAACAAGAAGUCCACGUACACCAUCAUUACCAUGCCAAGAUUGCUGGCAAGCAACAACGGACGCCUACCAUACGAAGGUCUUCUCGCAAAAGGCCUGUCUUCGGAUUGGGCGUGCUCCCCUCGACUCCUGAACCCUCAACCCCUUCAACACCACUUUCUAUGUCUCAUCGUCUGACAUCAAGUCCCGGUCUUCCUCUUACCCUCCACCAGCCGCAACCCAGGUUCAAUCGGUGGUCUAUGCAGUCCGGUGGAACAGCCUCCACAGUAGUAUCCAGUUUUCCCAGCUCUCCACGGUCCUACUUCGACCACAGUAGCUCCAUAUUCGAUCGUUUGGAAGCAGGUGAAGACUCAUCCCGGCCAACAAGCCCAGAAUCAGCCGCAGGAUUCAAUGAGCCUAUGUAUCGAGCAAGAAAUUACAAGGGUAGGAUUGAGGAGGAAUUUAUCAAUCCUCUGGACGAGGAAGAGGAGGCUUUUGUUGACGAGCCGGAGCAAAUCCAACCAACCCAGAUGUCUGCAUCAAAGAAACAAACAGAGUCACAAGUGGAAGAUUCAGGAGUCCAAGAUUCACCAUCGCGUGAUUUGACGCCCAAACCGUCACAGUUACUGGUUAGUGAAGGUCAGGAUCAGUUGACGGGUGAUCCACAAAUGCCUGGGCCUCAAGAGCCAGAGGAUGAACGGCACGUCUCCGUAUCAGAAACAACGACCACGAUCACGGAACCUACAGAAGAGCCGUCAGAAAAAGCCGAAUCAUCAUAUCUUCAGCAGCAGAGAGAUCCUGGGAUUGGUUCGUCAAGUUUGAAAACUCCUGACUUUACCAACAUACCAGAAAUUCACAUCCGACCAAGCCAUCAUCGCAGCUCAUCUCACGAUUCUCUGGUCUCUAUCUCUGGAAUGGAUAUCCACCUUGCAAAAAGACCAGCCACAUCAACCUCACAAUCAUCAAGCUUUUUGAAGGGCAAUAAGGCAUACUUUGCGUUGUCUCCUUCUGCGGCCCGGAGAUUGCCGUCCGCACAGGCACUGACGACAGUAACGGAGUUUACAGCCUUGAGCACUGCCAGGUCUAUCAGCGCAGAUAGCAUUGCUCUUGCAAGCCAUGCAUCACCCAAACCACAAACACCGGAGAGAAGUGUCAGUCUGAGCGUGGAAGCACUCAGCGGCAUUGCCGGACUAUCGAGGCCAACACCACAGGACCAACCGUCACCUCCUCCUAGCGGCUUCAGCAGUCUACUGGGAGGCUGGGUCAGGGGCAAAUGGGGCAUGGCGCCAACAAGAUCGAAUACGGAUCUGAAGUCAUCGACCCCGCCGCCCGGACCUGUACAAUCUCAGUCGCCAACGCCAUCCCUGUUCCCCGGUGGUAGAGCUCCUGGCAUCAACCAGAGGGGAGCAAUUUCAGGACUCAGGCCGCCUCGACGACUACCAAGUACUGGGAUUGAAGUCAAGCUAGUGGACCACGACAGCCUGAUGGAAAGUCUGGCUGAAUAAGAAUCUCGUUGUGUAUGACUCUCUCAGCUAUAUACCCAGGCGGCACCUCUCCUCGUGACUGCGUCAUGAAACCACUAUUAUCAUUGUCCAUACAGGUUUGGCGGCUUUUUUCUCCAUUCAGCGAAGCGCAUUUGAUACCCAAAGGAGUACUACUGUGCAAUUUUAUGCAUAUAUCUUAUUUUACACCGGAGU
Messenger RNA from Exophiala viscosa, 3015 nucleotides. RefSeq lists its product as uncharacterized. NCBI's taxonomy places the organism in Eukaryota, Fungi, Ascomycota, Eurotiomycetes, Chaetothyriales, Herpotrichiellaceae. The transcript has 2 exons. Bases 256 to 2823 code for a protein of 855 amino acids. The record is from RefSeq and is a predicted model, not a curated record.